CCUUCCCACUACAGACGAUCUUUGGAUGACGUAAUGACGCCGGUAUACCAGUUGAACGUAAAUUAACGCAACCUCGAUUUUACUCUCGCGCUUGUGCGCGUUGUUUGCCUCUCGAAACCUUUACAGGACUUUUCGGGAGGUCGUCAUAAGUGUUCGACUCGGAGGUUCGACGCUGUUUUUGUCUUUUUCUUGUUGUUUUACACGGAUUAAGAUCAGGUGCUUUCCUCCGCUCGAGGCCUCGACAUGUGACCAGCCGUCAGUUGCGCCGGGCUGCGCCUAUCUCUGCACUUUCGGACAAUCAAGGGGCGGAGCCCGUCUCUUUGUCAUCGCGGAGACCUUUUGGAGUCCAUGCGCGCCUCCUGUCUUCGGGGUCGCCAUGCACAUCAAGCCCGUACGCUCCGAGCUCCGUGUGAACGUUACUGCCGAACCGUCGUGUUGUCGGACGGAAGAUGCUGUUGCCCUCCUGGACAUGUGGGCCGUCAUUAAGCCGGGGCACGUGCGCGAGAAGAUUGCGCUCUUCGUGCUCUUGGCGCCAGAGCCCCCAAGGGGCGGCUCUCAAUAUGGGGAAGGCCCUCUCUCCCCACGAACCGGCAAAGUGAAGGGCAGGUGGCGUGAAAAGAGCAUCGCUAAACGACGGAGGAAGUCUGCGGGCAGAGGUAACCAAAACCUCCAUCGGGACCCGGGUACCACUGCCUGGAGCAGGCCGCCAUCGCCUGAGGUGGAGACAGCGCCAUGUUGUCAGGUGGAAGACUCCGUCGCCCUCCCAGACAUGUGGGCUGUCAUCAAACCGGGGUACGUCCGCGAGAAGAUCGCACUCUUUGCGCCACCUGAAGUGGAGACGGCGCGGCAGACUGUGUCGGUGGGUGCCACGGUGGCGUUUCUGGAAGAGCGCCGCGCUAGCAGACGUCACGCUCAACUCAGCGUGGCCAGGACUGAGGACCUGGAGAGCGUGAGGGUGUCAGACAUGGUGGCCAAGCUGGAAUGUCUGCAGCAUCGCAACGAGGAGUUGCAACUAAGGAGGCCGCUGUCAUGUCCGCCAGCCGUUUCAGACCCCGAGUUGAUUGUACAUCCGAGAUACUCCCACUCAGAUGGCGCCGCGGUUCUGGAGAUGCUGCCCUCACUCGAGGAGACGGAACCUAUUCCAGGGUUAUUGUUUCUCUCCACCCCUUCGCCAUCGCCUGCUGUUUCGAAUCAUAGCCUGACACCGAUUGUACAUCAGAGGUCGCCUCCGUCUCUGGAAAAGCCGUCCUCGCUGGAGGAGACGGAACCCCCUCCUGGGUUAUUGUUUAUGUCCACCCCUUUGCCACCGCCGUCCCUGAAGGCGGAGCAGGCGGAGACGGCCAAAGACUUCCCGGAGAUGAGACGGCAACUAUGCGAAGUCCCGGAGGCGCUACCCGAUCCAGGCACUCCAUCGCUAGCCGCACUGCCACCUGACGUUCUGCUGGCCGUUUUCGCGCUGCUCCCCACCCGCGCGCUAGCGGCGCUCAAGUGCUCGUGCCGUUACUUCAAGUUCAUCAUUGAGAACUACGGCGUCCGACCCGCCGACUCCCUAUGGGUGUCCGACCCCCGCUACCGCGAUGACCCCUGCAAGCGAUGCAAGCGGCGCUACGUCCGUGGCGACGUGUCACUGUGCCGCUGGCACCGCAAGCCGUACUUCCAAGCACUGCCGGACGGGCCCGGGUUCUGGAUGUGCUGCCCUGCCUGGCGCCGGGACGCCCCCGGCUGCAGCACGGGGCUCCACGACAACCGCUGGGUGCCAUCCCACCGCAGCGUCGCUGUCUGCCACGGUAACGUAGAUGGCUGAACAUCUUUUUUUUUUGCCAAGUUUUGGAUAAGACUUUUCUGCAGAACUGGAAGUUGCAUUAUGGUCAGCACACUCAUGUGGUUGUGGUGGGGAAUGCAAGGCAAAGAUGGACAUUUUGUAUUUUUUGCUUGUAUGUUGUUUACGUGUACAGAAAUGACUUAAGAAAGCCGCGUGAUUGCCUUGGAGAUGUUGCAAUAAAAAGAAAGAUUUAAAAUUAGAAUUUCAGUUGUUCCCUUCACUUUUUCUAUGGCUUUUUGAUUUUUUUUUUUUUGUUUGUCUGGUUACAUACCAAAAAUUAAAUGAGUACACGCUACGGUCUUCAAUUGUAAGGGUUUUAAAUUGCACCGGGUGCAUGAAUAAACAAGUUCAACACUACAUUGUAUUUUGGACCGUUUUAGAAGCACAGCAGCGGUAGGAAGUGGGUAGCUUCGGCCUAGUUCUCAGUUCCGUGUUGUAAGGUCGUGAGGUCAUCUAGAAGUGUGAAGUAGUUGUACUUGAUGUCAAAGUCCAUGUCGUACCAGAAGUUGACUGCAAAAAAAAAAACGCAAGUGUGAGAGAGAUGUCAAAUCAGCUUUAUAUUCACCUACAUUUGGCUAGGUGUCAUCUAAAAAUGUUUAUUUUCCAAAAAAGAACAUGGCCAACAAGGCUCAAGGACGAACCUUAUAUUUUAAUGUGUGGAAUUUCACAUUUUAAUGAGAAGUUUCGCUUCUUUAAUGUGAUAAAUUUCACAUUUCACCUUGAGAAAUUAAACAUUUUAACAUAAAAUUCCAGUUUAACAUUAGAAAUUUCAUAUCCUUACGUGAUAAAUUUUAAAUUCUAAAUGCAAAAUUUUAUAUUUUUAACAAGAGAAACUUCCCAUUUUAAAGGGACUACAUGGGAUUUUUAGAGUUCAUUUAAAAUACUGUUCUCCACCAAUGCCCUAAUUGGUACACAGAGCCCUGAAAUUUUGACUAGGACUGCCCCAAAAAGCCCUUUUCAUCCUUCAAAAGAGAGUGAUUCGACCACGCGCCUGUACAUAUCCCUGCCGCUGUAGUGGUGUUUCCUCUCCACGUGGCAGAAACACUUUCGUAACCCACUUAAGACUUGCUAAUAAUUGUUUUUACGUUUCUGGAGAUGAUUUGAUGUGCCCCCAAGCUCCACCCCUGACCCCCACCAAGUUCAAAUGGAUUAGAUGUCUAUCGCCUUUAAUGGCAGUCAAUGAGUUAAACUCAGGAAAAUUUUAUUCUCGUUUUAGUGGAUACCUGCAAUGCAGCCAUGCGACUGGCGCACGUGGUGAAACCACAGUGACGGAAGGUAGAGCAUUUCCCCCGCCUUCACGCUGCAGUGCAGCGGUCGCGCUUGCCGAUACAUGGGGUAGUUCUCAAAGUCUGGAUCCAGGGGGUCCAAGGGGAUCCACGGCACCUGUGUGUAGCCCAGGAAAAAAAGAACACUUACUCAGUGAGUCCCUGGGUUACAAUGUCCUUGACCUAAAACUUUUCGACGCCCGUGCCUUGCCCGACUUUUAGUCCGCAGCACCAUAGUUUGUUUGGCCAGGUGCAGUGCGACAAUAUAUCGAAAAGGUGAUAUAUUGCGAUACUUUGUAGCCCAAAAGAUUAUCGAUAUGCUCCCGCCAAGAUUUGUCACUAUUUACCCGUAUUGGCACCCCUGCAAUUCUGUCACAUAUUGCUGAAUUUCUCCCAGAAAAUGAUUGCAAUUACAAAUGCUUUGGUAGUAAUAACUUCAUUUAUUUUGCUUGCAAUGAAAAAAAAAACAAAAGAGAAUGGGGAAAAAAAUCAUUAUCAUUUUGCACAAAACUCAAAAAAUGGGCCGGACGAAAGUAUUGGCACCCUCAGCCUAAUACUUUGUAGCACAACCUUUAGAAGAAAUGACUGCGAACAACCGUCCAUCAAUGAGUUUCUUACAAUCCUCUGCUGGAAUUUUAGACCAUUUUUCUUUGGUCAACUGCUCCAGGUCUCUGGGAUUUGAAGGGUGCCUUCUCCAAACAGCCAUUUUCAGAUCUCUCCACAGGUGUCCUAUCGGAUUCAGGUCUGGACUCAUUGCUGGCCACUUUAGAAGUCUCCAGUGCUUUCUCUCAAACCAUUUUUUAGUGCUUUUUGAAGUGUGUUUUGGGUCAUUGUCCUGCUGGAAGACCCAUAACCUCUCAGGGAGACCCAGCUUUCUCACACUGGGCCCUACAUUAUGCUGCAAAAUUUGUUGGUAGUCUUCAGACUUCAUAAUGCCAUGCACGCGGUCAAGCAGUCCAGUGCCAGAAGCAGAAAAGCAACCCCAAAACAUCAGGGAACCUCCACCAUGUUUGACUGUGGGGAUGGUGUUCUUUUCUUUGAAGGCCUCAUUUCCCCCCCUGUAAACUCUAUGUUGAUGCCUUUUCCCCAAAAAGCUCUACUUUUGUCUCAACCGACAAGAGAACAUUCUUCCAAAACGUUUUUGGCUUUCUCAGGUAGGUUUUGGCAAACUCCAGCCUGGCUUUUUUAUGUCUCUGGGUCAUAGGGGACGCCGACGGACACUACGGGUUGACACUGUUGUACCCUCGGACUCCAGGACAGCUUGAACUUGUUCGGAUGUUAGUCGAGGUUCUUUAUCCACCAUCCGCACAAUCUUUGGUUAAAAUCUCUCGUCAAUAUUUUCCGUCUACUUUUAGGGAGGUUAGCCACAGUGCCAUGGGCUUAACACUUAUUGAUGACACUGGGCACUUGGACACAGGAACAUUCAGGUCUUUGGAGAUUGCCCAUGCGUCCUCACAACUUUGCUUCUAAAGCCCUCAGACAGUUCUUUGGUCUUCUUUCUUUUUUCCAUGCUCAAUGUGGUACACAAAAGGACACAGGACAGAGGUUGAGUCAUCUUUAAUCCAUUUUAGCUGGCUGCAAGUGUGAUUUAGUUAUUGCCACCACCUGUUAUGUGCCACAGGUAAGCGACAGGUGCUGUUAAUAACUCAAAUUAGAGAAGCAUCACAAUUUUCAAAGGGUGCCAAUAGCCCAUUUUUUUUAGUUUUGUGUAAAAUGAAAAUGAUCCCCCCCCUCCCCCCAAUUCUCUCUUGAAAGGUGGAAAAGCACUAUAUAAGUAUAACACCAUUUACCAUUUGUGGGUUGUUUUUUUUUAUUGCAAGCAAAAUCAAUGAAGAUAUAGUUGCAAUCAUUUUCUGGAAGAAAUUAAGCAUUAUCUGACAGAAUUGCAGGGGUGCCAAUACUUUUGGCCAGCAGUGUUAAAAAAAAAGAAAAGAAAAGGAAUCGGCUAGCUGCCAUAGACUGCGCUAGAUUUCCAAUUGAUUUGGACUGGUUUGGACGAGUAGCGCCAUUAGUGGCACUGAAACCAGAGCUUUCACAGUCAGUCUUAUGGGCAUUUACAGGUCACUUCCUGUUCAUUUUAGGGAUUUAGAGGUUACUUGUCCCUUCCGAUUCAUUUGGGGACAUUUUUGAGUCACUUUUUAGUAACCCCAAAUCAACAGGAAAUGACGUGAAAUGCCCCAAAAUUAACUCAUUGCCUGGAAUUGGCCAAGUAGGUUGAGCUGCUGCCCAUAGUACUCGCGAGGCACAGUUAGCGGAUGACGAACGUUUGAUCUGACUGAGCUUUGAAAGCAGUGGGCGUGGUUGUCGGAUGACGAACGCUUGAACAAAUUGGUUGUUGAUAGCAAGGGAUAAGAGCUCAAGCUGGUCAGAAGAGGUCACUCUUCAGGGAAGACACAAAACCAUUCUUCCAGCAUCUGAUUUUAGAACUAGAUAGUGUUUAUUAAUCCUUUCAAGUCAUAUACAGUGGUACCUCUACUUAUGAACUUCUCUACAAACUAUAUUUUCAGUUUACGACAACCGGGAAAAUGCCUCUUGUUACGAGUGAAUUUCAUGUUACGAAAGGCAAAAAUAAAGCAGUUUUGGGAGCUGCUUGUAUGGGCAGCUACUCGCUGCUCCCAGUUUACUGAAAGUGAUGUACUCAUACUCUGCCAUUGAGUAUUGCCGAGCAUCUUCCUGGCAUCCAGUUGGCUAACACUGUACUACAAUGUAUGUAUGUGAUGUCCUCUUCAUUAGCACUUCCGGCUGUGAGGUCUCUCAGCCGCUUCUCAUGAGCGUACGUAUCUUUUAUUUCCCAAGAAAGUGAUGGUGAAAAGAGGAAUAGAAAAGAGUUAUUUUGGCGAUACAAACAAAGCAAAAGAUAAUAAAGUAUGCAAAAGGGGUGCAUUUGGUUGAUCUCUCCAAAGAACAUGGCCGUAACACAUCAACAAUCGGCAUGCUAUUAAAACAUCGGCGCAAGAACAACACUGGGAGUUUAAGGCAUCGCGUGGAUGGUUUGAGAAGUUAAAAAAGAGGACCGGGAUUCACUCUGACCGCAGUUAAAAGGUAAAUGACCAUCAUUUUUAUUCUUUACGUUUUUUACAUGAUGCACAACUCAUUUUGUUUAUUGUGCAAUAAUCUAUUUUAACAUGUAUUUGUUAAAAAAUUUUAUGCUUUUUAAAAGUUUUGUGUCUAAAUUUUGGGGGGGCUUUGAACGGAUUAGGGCAUUUUCAUGGAAAACGCGUCUCUACUUACAGAAUUUUCAGGUUAAGAAACUACUUCCAGAACCAAUUAAUUCCCUAAGUACCACUGUAGUUAAAAUUUCUUUGAGAUUAUAUAAAUCAUAAUAUUCCAAGGUCUAGUUAAGUUUAGGGCUAAAGAAAUAUAUAAUUUUCUAUUUAUAUGAAAGACUGGGUAAGUUUAGGGCUCAAACCCCUAGUUAAGUUUAGAGUGAAUCGUGGUAAUCAGGUUCUUUAUUAAAGGUGUUACAUGUAAAUGGGUAAGGUUGAUUUCAAGAAUUUGGAAUAGUUUAAGCUAAAGAAGUUCCUAAACAAUUAAUUGGGUAUCAAAAUAAUUUCCAAUUAAUUUGCUAAUCGAUUAGUUGUCAAUUAGUUGUUGCACCCCUAUUGUCUAGCCAAGCAAAACUGUACGCAAGUCUAAUGUUUGUGGACAUCAUACCUUGAACCAGUUACUACGAACCUAGAGUCCAGGAAUGACCUACGAAACUCGAACGUACCUUCUGGCUGUUUUUCUGGUCCACCACUUCAAAGUCACCAUCUUCCUUCUGCCUGUAAACUGCGGGCUGGUAGAGACCUGGACACAUGCCAGUAUAGAUUACUAUGGUUUGUAUAUUAAUCAGAGGUGGGCAGUAACACGUUACAUUUACCCAAGCAAUUUUUGAUAAAAAUGUAUAAGAGUAGUUUUACCACACCAUACUUUUUACUUGAGUAUAUUUCUGAAGAAAAAAAACACUACUCUUACUCCUCUACUUUGGGCUACACUAAAAUCCUUACAUUUUUCCCCUUUAUUAUACAUAUAGGAUUUUACUUUAGUUUUGCUAGAGUUACGAACAGUGGCUCACUAAACAGUUUCACUAAAGAGCCGUCGCAAAAAUAAUCACAUGACUCCGUGAUACCAAUUAGACGUAACAAUAGUCACAUGACCACACACAAGCUUGUAUUCGGAAGUCCUUUGAUCACGCCUGUAAAAAAUAAACUGUUUCACAUAGAACGCUGCCCUC
Messenger RNA from Corythoichthys intestinalis (scribbled pipefish), 7303 nucleotides. RefSeq names its product F-box protein 34 (gene fbxo34). NCBI's taxonomy places the organism in Eukaryota, Metazoa, Chordata, Actinopteri, Syngnathiformes, Syngnathidae. Gene Ontology annotation, molecular function: protein binding. The coding region runs from base 377 to 1804 and encodes 475 amino acids. The record is from RefSeq and is a predicted model, not a curated record. The transcript has 3 exons.